This is a messenger RNA of Brienomyrus brachyistius, 1261 nucleotides long. RefSeq names its product GTPase IMAP family member 9-like. The record is from RefSeq and is a predicted model, not a curated record. The coding region runs from base 24 to 995 and encodes 323 amino acids. NCBI's taxonomy places the organism in Eukaryota, Metazoa, Chordata, Actinopteri, Osteoglossiformes, Mormyridae. The transcript is spliced from 2 exons. Gene Ontology annotation, molecular function: GTP binding.
CACCGAGCUGUCUCCAGGAGAAAAUGGCUCUGAAGAUAAGGAAAGGGGAAACUUGCAACUAUCCAAGUACUUCUAAAGAAGGACCUCAAAGCCCCUUUGGCUGCCCCCAGAUGAGGAUUGUCCUGUUGGGUAAAACAGGAGUGGGGAAAAGUGCAGUUGGAAACACCAUCCUGGGCAGGAAACAGUUUGAAUCUGCUCUCAGAAGUGCUUCAGUAACCAGUCAAUGUCGAAAGGAAGAUGCCAUAGUAUGUGAUCGACCCAUUGCUGUUAUCGACACCCCAGGUCUGUUUGACACUGAGCAGCCCAACAAUGAAAUACAGAAAGAGAUAGUGAAAUGUAUCCAGGUCUCCUGUCCAGGGCCACAUGCUUUUCUCUUGGUGAUGCAGCUGAACAGAUUCACAAAUGAGGAGAAGAUGUGUGUCGAAGCUCUGCAGGAGAUCUUUGGUGAAGAAGCGAAUAAAUUUAUGAUCAUCCUGUUUACUCGUGGAGAUGACCUUCAAAAGCAGACCAUUCGUGACUUUAUCAGGCAUGCUCACCCAGACCUGAAUGAGGUGAUCAGGAAGUGUGGAAGCAGAUACUGUGUCUUUAACAACAAGAAUCUAUCCAACAGGGAUCAAGUGAAAGAACUGCUGGACAUGAUUGACAAGAUGAUGGCCGUGAAUGGAGACAGCUUUUACACCCAGGAGAUGUACAAGGAGGCAGAGGCAAAGAUCAGGGAGAAGGAGGAGGAGAUCAAGAAAGCAGCCAUAGAGAAGAAAAGACUCCGCCGAGAAAAACUAGAGAAAGAGCGAUUAGAGAGAGCAGAAAAACUUACAGUAGAGCUGAGAAGUGCGGUGGACAAGGAGAUUGAAAAAAAGUUACAGAUAAUUAGGGCAGACUAUGAGCAGGAGCUGAGGGAAGCGCGCAGAAAGGCAGAGGAGUCUGACCUUCAGUUGACUUUCUUACAGAAGCUCAAGAUGAAGAUUUUCAAGGCUUUCAGGAUUGUAAAGAGAUAAAGUUUUGUAUGGAUGCAUUUCUGUUGACCAACUUUGAUUCAAAUGUUUCAUUUUAUUUUCAUUUAGUUUUAAUUAGUUAUUUGAUGAUAUGCAGUAUAGAAUCAUCUAUAAAACAUUUACAGGAUUAUCAGAAUUUAAUGUUUCCAUGCAUGUAAUAUGUUGAUACGUUAAUGAGUGCCUUUAUGUAAUUAUUUGUUCAUUAAUAUAUUUUCUACUCCUACUAUCUUUUUGGAAGUGGGUUUCAAUGUGGAUGUACUUAAUUAAAA